AUGGAGAAGCAGAUUAAUUCAUCAACUAAAUAAUUUGUUCUCACAGCUAGCACAAGUUGAUGUUCAAUCUUCGUUCACCUAGGUUAACACAAUCUAUUAAUGAAAAUUUUGUUUUGUGGAACAGAAAAACGAAAGGGGCUUUAAAAUGUGAUUGUUAAAGUUGGAACAAACUACAAAGUAAAAAUGCACCUACAGUAGGGAAAACACUACGCCUAAUUGGACAUAAAUCCCCCACCAAUUGACCACGGGGGUUGCUUAAAUGGUCAACACUCCCACCUACAACUCCAGGGUCGCUGGUUCGAGUAACUCCAAUAAAAGUGGAUCAAAGGAUAAUCAAAGGGAAGGGAAAUAAAAAAAAAAAAAGUCCCCACAAAUUGGCUCAAAAUUAAAAUCCUUUAGGCUCUAAUACAUACUAGUAGGAAAAAUACAUGCGCAUAAGUUAAAUGGACUUUAAAUGGUGCAAACAAAUUAAUUUCAUUAUCAAUGUACAUAACUUUUAAGUGUACAUGAAUUCACGCUUUAUUUAAUGACUGAAUUUAUUAGCAAGACAUUAUUAACACAGCUAUUGGUUAAAUAUACUAACCGUUACCUUUGAAAGGUUCUGCACUUGGCGCCACCAAUACAUUUCACCAGUAACAGCCGAACAUAACCAUUCCUCCUUUCCCCAACAAUAAAACAGGACACAAUUUCUUUUUUCCACCUUUCUGUUACAAAAUUAGUCCAAAACAUGGGACUCCAUAAAAUUGUUAUCAUCACUACUAUCGUCUCUUUUCUCAGCAUUACUAAGUCAACUCAUCCUCCAUUUUCAUGUGACAUAUCCAAUCCAGAUACCAGAAAAUUUCGAUUCUGUAAUUCCUCAUUACCCAUUACGCAAAGAGUAGAUGAUCUAAUUUUACACCUGAAUUUGGACGAGAAAAUAUCACAAUUGGGUAACACAGCACCAGCCAUUCCACGGCUAAAUAUCCCUGCUUAUGAGUGGUGGUCAGAGGCGUUACACGGACUAUCGACAGAAGGAGAAGGGGUUACUUUUAAUGGAAGUAUUACAUAUGCAACACAGUUCCCUCAGAUCAUUCUUACUGCUUCUACUUUUGAUGAACAUCUCUGGUAUCGUAUUGCUCAGGUAUAUAUUAUUUUGCUCUAUUUAGAGGCAAGAGCAGUAUACAAUGCUGGUGAACUAAAGGGAAUGACAUUCUGGGCACCAAAUGUGAACAUAUUAAGGGAUCCAAGAUGGGGAAGAGCACAAGAGACAGCUGGUGAAGACCCAAUGAUGGUUGGAAAAUAUGCAGUGGCUUAUGUAAGAGGACUUCAAGGGGAUAGUUUUGAAGGUGGAAAACUCAAAGAUGGGCAUCUUCAAGCUUCAGCUUGCUGCAAGCACUUUGCUGCUCAAGAUUUAGAUUACUGGAAUGGCCACCAUCGUUUCACCUUCGAUGCUCAGGUUACACCACAGGAUAUGGCAGAUUCAUUUCAACCACCAUUUAAGACUUGUGUGGAAGAAGGAAAAGCCACCAGUCUAAUGUGUGCUUAUAGUCGUCUAAAUGGGGUCUCGAACUGUGCUAACUAUGAUCUCCUGACUAAGACUGCUCGUGGACAGUGGGGUUUCAACGGUUACAUUAUAUCAGAUUGCGAUGCAAUUCGUGUUAUGCACAAUGCCCAGGGAUACACAAUUGAAGAUGCAGUUGCAUCUUCUCUCAAAGCUGGUAUGGAUGUAAAUUGUGGUUCCUUCGUGACAAAUUACACGAGAUUAGCUAUGGAGAAGAAGAAAUUACAAGAAUCUGAUAUAGACAGAGCCCUUCGCAAUAUCUUCUCCAUUAGAAUGAGGCUAGGACUAUUCAAUGGUGAUCCAAAAAAACUGGAAUAUGGAGACAUUUCUCCUAUAGAGGUUUGUAGUAAAGAGCACCAGGAUCUAGCCCUUGAAGCAGCAAGAAAUGGCAUUGUCCUUCUAAAGAAUUCUGCCAGACUGCUUCCGCUUUCUAAGAUCAACACAACAUCCUUUGCUGUAAUAGGUCCAAAAGCAAACGAUUCUCACUUACUUCUAGGUAAUUAUGCAGGCAUUCCCUGCAAUAAUGUUUCAUUACUCCAAGGAUUUCAGCAUGUUGUGAAAAACUUAGGCUAUCAUCCAGGCUGCAAUUUUGUCAACUGCACUUCUGCUGCAAUAGAUGAAGCAGUCGAUGUUGCCAAAAAGGCACAGUUUGUUUUUUUAGUGAUGGGAUUGGACCAGCGUGUGGAGAGGGAGAACUGGGAUCGCAUAGAUUUGGGGCUACCUGGCCAGCAAGAGAUUCUUAUUAACGCAGUAGCUCAAGCUGCUGUAAAACCUGUUAUACUGGUGUUAGUAGGUGGAGGCCCAAUUGAUAUUUCUUUCGCCAAGAAAAACCCGAAAAUCGGAGGCAUCUUGUGGAUUGGUUACCCUGGAGAGGCUGGUGCGGCUGCAUUGACACAGAUUAUAUUUGGUGAACAUAAUCCAGGGGGCAGGUUACCAGUGACUUGGUAUCCUAAGGAAUUCAUAAAAGUACCAAUGACAGACAUGAAUAUGAGGCCUAAUUCAUCGACUGGAUAUCCGGGGCGCACUUACAGAUUCUACCAAGGGCCGAAAGUUUAUGAAUUUGGCUAUGGUCUUAGCUACACUAACUAUUCAUACAAAAUUGCCUCUGUCAGCCAUCACAACCUCUACUUCAAUAACCAAACAACUGACAAGUCAACAAAACAAGAUUCACAUCAUAAUAUUGCAAUUUCAAAUCUUGGAUCAGAGGUUUGCAGCAAGGCUAAGAUGUCAGUUAAGGUUGUGGUGAAAAACAAGGGAAAAAUUGCUGGUAAACAUCCUGUGUUGUUGUUUCUUAGGCAUUCCAAGGUGAAGGAUGAUGAGGUUCCAAGAAAGCAGUUGAUUGGAUUCAAGAGUGUACAAUUAGGUGCAGGAGAAAAAACCAAGAUUAAAUUUAUUGUGAACCCUUGUGAACACUUUACAAGGGCUGAUAAAUAUGGUAUAUCAGUAAUUGAUGAAGGGAAAUAUUUUCUUGUUGUGGGAGAUGAGAAGAAACCUGUUACUGUUUCCAUAUGACCCUUUAAAUCAUAUAUAAAACUACAGUCUUAAUAAUUAGAUCACAUUUGUAGUGUGCAUUUUAGUACUGUAAAGACUAUUCAUCUCCUUAUUGGAUUCAGUUGAUUUUUGUCCCUAACCCAUA
Lycium barbarum (goji berry) is the source of this 3176-nucleotide messenger RNA. RefSeq names its product probable beta-D-xylosidase 7. Gene Ontology annotation, molecular function: alpha-L-arabinofuranosidase activity; xylan 1,4-beta-xylosidase activity. The record is from RefSeq and is a predicted model, not a curated record. Gene Ontology annotation, cellular component: plant-type cell wall. Bases 728 to 3052 code for a protein of 774 amino acids. Lineage: Eukaryota; Viridiplantae; Streptophyta; Magnoliopsida; Solanales; Solanaceae. The transcript is spliced from 6 exons. Gene Ontology annotation, biological process: xylan catabolic process; arabinan catabolic process.